This is a messenger RNA of Venustampulla echinocandica, 1260 nucleotides long. RefSeq lists its product as uncharacterized. The record is from RefSeq and is a predicted model, not a curated record. NCBI's taxonomy places the organism in Eukaryota, Fungi, Ascomycota, Leotiomycetes, Helotiales, Pleuroascaceae. The transcript is spliced from 3 exons. Bases 1 to 1260 code for a protein of 419 amino acids.
AUGCGACUCAACUCGAUCCUCUUCCUCCCGGCAUCCAUACUCAUUCUUAUAGCACCGCACACCGCCUCUGCGGAUCUAGGUCGAGAGGAACAUCUUCCUACACAAUGGAGACGAACCAUAGGAGCGGAGAGCUUGCCAAGGGAGUCGGUACACCGCCGUCGACAGGUGGAAGAGCAUCUGCGCCUGGGUCGAACUCCGGUGGGUGUAAUGAAGAUGAGCCCUGAUGAGGGGGAGAAAUUCUAUAUGGAUUACUGGCAAUUCGAGGAGGAUCUUGGGCAAUCGCCGAGUCGAGAUGCAUUGAAGGAGCCGUUGCGGGCGAGAGGUGUGGAGGAACUGAGGUUGUUGGCGAAUGGGUCAACAGCUGUGUCUUUCAGGCCGCCAUUUGCGCUACAUAUUGGGGGCAGAGCAGAUAAUGACGACCGCUGGGUUCCGAGAGAAAUAGGAGGAGUUGGCAUACUUGCCGUUCUGGAGAAGAGAGCCUCGUCAUGCCCUACCGGAACUGCAGAUUGUUCCUCGAUUGGGCAUCCCAAUAGCUGCUGUUCGACAAACGAGAAUUGCUUUGUUAUCCAGGAUACAGGUCUGGGGAGUGUUGGAUGUUGUCCGAAGGGCAACUCCUGUGGAGGAACAAUCACGCAUUGCAAUGCGCCUAAUUCCCCAUGCCCUGCUAACCUUGGUGGCGGAUGUUGUAUACCGAAUUAUGAGUGCGAGGGCGUAGGCUGUGUCUUCAAUUCAACGGUCGUGGUGCCUCAGCCGCCAACCACUACAGCUUCGUCGUCCGCUGAAAUUCCCACCAGCACGACAUCGAGCGCUAUCCCGCCUCCGACAUCUGCGACAACUACUGCCUCUUCUAGCCCAAGUCUUCCAAACACGCCAGGCACAUCAACCGCAUUAAGCACAGCAAGCACCGAUACAGGCGUCGCUCCAGUCCGGCCUACGAGUGGUACUUCGAUCACAUCUACUUCAUCACUGGCAGCCACGCCAACCGACACUCUGUGCCCCACAGGAUUCUACGCCUGUUCAGCAUACUACCAAGGGGGUUGCUGCAGGGUAGGAAGGAACUGCGAGAAAAUAUCAUGUCCCGCAACCAGCUCUACAACUAUCUCCAUAAUCCCACGGGUGCUUGUGCUACCGGGUGGUCCAGCUGCGCAGCAGGUGAUGGGGGAAACUGUUGUCCGAGUGGAUAUCAAUGCGGGACUGCUAGUUGCUCUUCUAUAUCUCCGAGUUCUACGGCAGAAGUGCAAAAGGAGAGUCCGAACCUAG